Messenger RNA from Monosiga brevicollis MX1, 498 nucleotides. RefSeq lists its product as uncharacterized. The record is from RefSeq and is a predicted model, not a curated record. The transcript has 5 exons. NCBI's taxonomy places the organism in Eukaryota, Choanoflagellata, Craspedida, Salpingoecidae. The coding region runs from base 1 to 498 and encodes 165 amino acids.
AUGGUGGUGGGGGUGAGGGUGUUUGGCGCGCUGGAUUGUGCCAAAUGCACCGACUCUCCUCUGCGUGCCCGCUGGUACAAGCCCCCAACCACAUGGAGCAACCUGACUUGGGCACAGCGGCGAGCCGUGCUUCAGAAGGCCGUUCAAACGUACCUCGACACCUGGCGCGAUGAUGAAAAGGAAAGCGAGGUCGGCGCCGAGCAGCGUGCCGCCGUGCAAGAGAUUCGCGCGCACAGUUCAGCCCUCUAUGCCUCGGGUAAGGAGAGCAGCCAGUCCAUCUUGACCGAGCUCAUCACCAUUUACAAGCAAAGUAUUACCGAAUUUGUUCAAGGCUACAAAGCAGCCGUGUCCUCACCCGUAAAAAACCCCACCACCCUCAUGGACCAGUUUAUCGCCCGGCACGACCAAUCGGCCUCGGCCUCCACAAACCAACCGCCACCCCAACCCCAACCACAACCACAGCAACAGCAACAACAACAACAACAACAACAACCAUAG